Messenger RNA from Sander lucioperca (pikeperch), 1694 nucleotides. It is a transcript of the gene phb1, whose product is annotated as prohibitin. Bases 138 to 953 code for a protein of 271 amino acids. The transcript is spliced from 7 exons. Gene Ontology annotation, cellular component: membrane; mitochondrion. The record is from RefSeq and is a predicted model, not a curated record. Gene Ontology annotation, biological process: mitochondrion organization. Lineage: Eukaryota; Metazoa; Chordata; Actinopteri; Perciformes; Percidae.
UGUCUUUUGUCCAAUCAGAGGCUGCGUUGCUAUAUGCAAUGCGCAGGCGCUGUGGAGCAGAUAUUUCAUGUGUUGUACGCACGUCGUGUCCGGUGGAGGUCAUAGACAUCUGAGCAAAGCUGAGUGAGAUUGCUGUCAUGGCAAAGCUGUUCGAGUCUAUUGGGAAGUUGGGGCUGGCCCUCGCCAUUGGUGGAGGUGUUGUGAACUCUGCCCUUUUCAAUGUUGAUGCAGGGCACCGGGCUGUGAUAUUUGACCGGUUCAGAGGUGUGCAAGAUGAUGUUGUUGGUGAAGGGACCCACUUUCUCAUUCCCUGGGUUCAGAAACCUAUAAUCUUUGAUUGUCGCUCCCGUCCACGCAACGUGCCAGUCAUCACAGGCAGCAAAGAUCUGCAGAAUGUAAACAUCACAUUGCGUAUCCUCUUCCGGCCGGUAACCACCCAGCUGCCACGCAUCUUCACCAGUAUUGGUGAGGACUAUGAUGAGAGGGUGCUGCCAUCCAUCACCACAGAGGUCUUGAAGUCUGUAGUGGCUCGGUUUGAUGCUGGUGAGCUCAUCACCCAGAGAGAGCUUGUGUCUCGGCAGGUCAGUGAGGACCUCACAGAGAGAGCCAACACCUUUGGUCUCAUCUUGGAUGAUGUUUCACUGACACACUUGACCUUUGGCAAGGAAUUCACAGAGGCUGUUGAGAUGAAGCAGGUGGCCCAGCAGGAGGCUGAGAGGGCCCGUUUCAUUGUCGAAAAGGCAGAGCAACAGAAGCAGGCGACCAUCAUCUCAGCAGAAGGAGAUUCCCAGGCUGCCUUGCUCAUCGCCAACUCCCUGAUGGAGGCUGGUGAUGGUCUGGUAGAGCUACGUAAGCUGGAGGCAGCUGAGGACAUCGCUUUCCAGCUCUCCCGCUCCCGCAAUGUCACUUACCUGCCAUCAGGACAGCGCACAUUGAUCCAGUUGCCCCAGUGAUAACCUCUCAUGUGUAGCCUACUCUCGCUGUCACCAGCUGUUAUAAGGGCCAUGGAAGGGGUGGUUGGAGGAUUUAAUAAAGGACAUUCAACUUCACACCCAUUUCUCCCACUCCUUCUCUAACCAACUCUGGACUGGGCUCUGCUAACAGCAGGAUGUUGGGAGACAGAGUGAGAUAUCUGUGAUGGAUGCAUUUAUGAAGUCCAACCAUGUGUAAAGAAGUGGAGGGUAACCUAUAUAUAUAAAAAUUGACAAUGCAGUAAAUUCUCAAAAGAUUAGUCUUUGCUACAUUGUUUCAGAGCACUGCAUGUGCGGAAAGCACACAAUUCCUUUAAAAGAUGAGAUGAUGAAAGUAAAUGAUAAAUGCCAUUACUCUGUUUUAUCUUCCGGAACGUUUCCUCAAAUUGUGUAACUACAUAUAUUCAGAUCUGUAACGAAAGGCUCUCCUUUUGAUUCACUGACAUAACUGACUAGAGAUGGUGUAUUCAUUUAACUUUAAUUCUUUGUGUUUUGAUUUGCCAGAAGGAUUAAAUCUGUGGAAUAUAUCUGCUUUCUAGCAAAUUAUUUCUUCAUGAAUAAUAUUGGCCCUCCCAAUCAAUUGGCAUGUGCCAGUCAAAUAGUAGGGGAUGAUCCUUCAUUCUUUACAGUCGUCGCGGUGUCUUUAGUUUGUGUGGAGAAAGUGUACGCCCCAUGUUCCAGAAAUGGCUCAAGGCAACAAUAAAAUUGUCUUUCUACCUCCCA